AUGGGUGUUCGUGAUCGUCCUACGAGGUCGGCCAGCGCAAGACGGGCUCCUGCCUCGAAAGUCGCCCCUUCAGAACCGCCGCUCCCCUUGCCUACGAAACCCACCAGACGAACCACUCGAGCUUCCCGGCUCACUGAGAUACCCGAUUCUGACGAUGUUGAAGACACUGCCUCAUCCGUCUCGAUCUCAAAAGGCGCCUUCCAAGGAGUCUUCGUCCCUAGCAAUGGCACCUCCCUUACAAACCAGGGUUCAAGCCGCCUCGACUCCACUGCGCCCUCUUCCAUUGCCGACUCUAUGGAAUCCUCCACCUACGACACACCGGGGACCAGCACAGUUCCAACACCGAACGUCAUCAAUCAGCGCUCGUCCAAGUCGAGGGUGGGAGCUACCGCUAGGGCUUUGGAACUGCAGGCUUCUGCAUUUGCUCUGCGAGGUCGCAAAGGGGCAUCAAGAAAACGGACCAUCAUGGAUCUUGACAUGGAUGAUGACGACCCCGAUGACAUGGAUUUCCAGAUUGCCUCCCGGCUUCAAGCGGAAGAGUAUAAUAUGGUCGCGGAUUCUGAGGAUUCUGACUCUCGGCCACUGUCAAAACGUCCACGCACGCAGCGAAAUCUUGUCACGGUAGAAGACAGUCUUGAAGAAGUAUUUGAUACGGAAGACGACGACGACGAUAUCCCACUACCAAGACGCCAGCGGACCAAAGCCACCAUACAAAACCCGUCCGACCAACGUGGUUCUCUAGGCGUAUCUGAGGAAGAUUCAGAGCUUUCGUCGGUUGAGUCCUUGGCCGAUAGUGACGCGUCAGUCUUUUCAACCGCGUCGAUGCUCGCAACACCUUCAGAGGCCGGUGGGGAUGUCGUUGAACCUGCCAAGCAGCCUGACGAGACUCCGUUCAUUACAAAUCGGUAUGGCAGGCAACGUCACAGAAGAGUAAAGUUCCCGCCAGAGUUGCUCUACGAUCCGGUUGGGCGCCGUCGGUACCGUGAACGUAAACGCCUCGAAAGAUCCCACCCAGAGAUCAAGACGAUGUGGGAGAAAUUGAGUGCCAUCCCACCCAUCAAACCUGUUCCAGCUCAGCAGCCAAGUGGGAUCAGUCGUAAGCUCAAAGGCUUUCAAUUGGAAGGCUUGGACUGGAUGAUCAAGCAGGAGAAAUCGCAAUGGAAAGGCGGCCUAUUGGGGGAUGAGAUGGGCAUGGGCAAGACCAUUCAGGCCGUGAGCUUGAUAAUGUCCGACUGGCCAGCUAAGGCUCCCGCUCUCGUCGUCGUUCCACCGGUGGCAUUGAUGCAGUGGCAAGCGGAAAUCAAAGACUAUACCAGUGGCAAGCUGAAAGUUCUGGUCUACCACAUCUCUGCAAACCCCAAAUGCAAACUCUUGACCGUCGAGGAUUUGAAGAAAUACGACGUCAUCAUGGUCUCCUACUCUGGUCUCGAAUCCAUGUUCCGCAAAGAGCACAAAGGCUGGAAUCGAAACGAUGGGAUUGUCAAGGAAGAGAGCGUGCUGCAUGCCAUCAAAUACCACCGGAUCAUUCUCGAUGAAGCUCACAGCAUCAAACAACGAACCACCAGCGUGUCCAAAGCAUGUUUUGCCUUGAAGGCCGACUACAAAUGGUGCCUAUCGGGUACACCGGUCCAGAACCGAAUCGGAGAGUUCUUUUCCCUCCUGCGCUUCCUCGAGCUGAUGCCGUUUGCUUGCUAUUUCUGCAAGGUGUGCAAGUGUCGUCAACUGCACUGGAGUCAAGACUCGUCGAAGAUGUGUACCGGCUGCAAGCACAGCGGGUUCAAUCACGUUUCUGUUUUCAACCAAGAGAUCCUCAACCCCAUCACUCAGGGUGAAAACACUGAAUUGAGAAAGAAAGGACUGGACAAGUUGCGCUUGAUCACGGAUCGAAUCAUGCUGCGUCGCAUGAAACGUGAUUACACCUCUUCCAUGGAACUGCCGCCCAAAGAUAUCGUCAUCCACAACGAGUUCUUUGGAGAAAUCGAACGUGACUUCAGUCAGAGUAUCAUGUCCAAUUCCAACCGCAAGUUCGAUACGUAUGUCGCUCAAGGUGUCAUGUUGAACAAUUACGCCAACAUUUUUGGAUUGAUCAUGCAGAUGAGACAAGUUGCCGACCACCCCGACCUGAUUCUCCGCAAGCACUCUGAAGGAGGUCAAAACAUCUUGGUCUGCUGCAUUUGUGAUGAACCUGCCGAAGAGGCCAUCCGGUCACGCUGCCGUCACGAAUUCUGCCGUCAAUGCGCCAAGUCAUAUGUGCAGUCAUUUGCCGGCGGCGGUGGGGACGCAGAUUGUCCAAGAUGCCACAUUCCUUUGGUCAUUGAUUGGGAUCAACCAGAGAUCGAACAAGACGAAGAUAAUGUCAAGAAAUCAUCCAUCAUCAACCGAAUCAAAAUGGAGGAUUGGACCUCUUCGACCAAGAUCGAAAUGCUUGUUUACGAUCUCUACAAACUCCGCAGCAAGAAACAGACGCACAAGAGCAUUGUCUUCUCGCAGUUCACAUCAAUGUUGCAGCUUGUGCAAUGGCGACUCCAGAAAUCCGGCUUCAGCACCGUCUUGCUCGAUGGCAGCAUGAGUCCGGCCCAGCGACAGAAGUCGAUCGACCAUUUCAUGAACAACGUCAAUGUCGAGGUUUUUCUGGUGUCGCUCAAAGCGGGCGGUGUUGCUCUCAAUCUGACUGAAGCUAGCAGAGUCUACAUUAUUGAUCCGUGGUGGAAUCCCGCUGCUGAAUGGCAGUCUGCUGAUCGAUGCCAUCGAAUCGGUCAACGCCGUCCAUGUGUCAUUACACGCCUCGUCAUCGAAGACUCGGUCGAGUCCAGAAUUGUUUUACUACAGGAAAAGAAGGCCAACAUGAUCAACGGCACGGUCAACAAUGAUCAAGUCGCUCUUGACAAGUUGACUCCCGAGGAUAUGCAGUUUUUAUUCCGUGGUGCUUAG
Messenger RNA from Capronia epimyces CBS 606.96, 2931 nucleotides. Its product is annotated as adenosinetriphosphatase. Bases 1 to 2931 code for a protein of 976 amino acids. Gene Ontology annotation, molecular function: ATP binding; ATP-dependent chromatin remodeler activity; metal ion binding. The record is from RefSeq and is a predicted model, not a curated record. Lineage: Eukaryota; Fungi; Ascomycota; Eurotiomycetes; Chaetothyriales; Herpotrichiellaceae. The transcript has 3 exons.